AGAAUUUGUAUGUAUGUUAUUGCCAGUUUGAAAAGCGUGUGAUAUUCUACGAGAAGAGAAAGUUUGCUAUUGGUUCUACUAUCGUCAUAUAUAAAACGUGAAGAUUAAAUUGUAUAAACAUUAAACAAACCUCACAAAAUUUCGAAUCAGCUUGAAGUAUUAACUGGGUUUAGUGUUUGUUAUUCCCAGCACCAUAUUAUUAACCAGUGAUGAUUUGGAUGGAUAAUUUUGGUCAUUCGUAUGCAUAAACAGAAAAUCAAAUGAGGAUGUUUACAGUUUCAAUGUGAAGACCGUGAUACCACUGAGUAUAUAAUUAAUUAUCCAUAGCCAAUUUAUUAAUAAAUAUAUUUCAACCAACAGAUCAAACACAUAACAGUAUUGUAAAAUAAUUAUGCCAGUAGACAAACACUGAUUUCUGAGGAUUCCAUGGAAAAUAUUUUGGAAGUAAGGCACUCUUUAAAAAUUUUGAUGUUAUGGUGCAAGCUCUGACAAGUUAUUCUGCCGUAUUGUGUCUGAAGCAGUAGCAGGUGUAAUUCGUCAUAGUAUGGAAAACACUGGCAAGUUUCGUCAGCAAUGUUAUGAAUUACUGCAGGUGACUAGUACAAAGGAUGCUGAAACUGAACUCGAAAGGAGGCUGUUGAACAUCACACUUGGAGAAAUAGGGAUCAAUAAGGACAUUAAGAGGAGUCAUGAAACAGAUAUAGAUGAACUGCAGUUGGACAAGACUUCUCUGAAUUGGGACACUGUGACAGGAGAACACAGCAGUGCCUCCACGGACAAAUGGUUGACCCAAGUAGAAGACUGGCCAUGACUGGUAUCAUAACAGAUUAUUGUAUGUAACACGGUCUGAUGAGAUUAACCCUCUCAUAGUCAUGAUGGAUGUGGUGUGUCUCGUGUUUGUGAUAAAACUGGUAAAACUGAGAUAAUUAUAUUCUAUUUUAUGAAGACCCAUUUUAAUAUUAUUAUUCAGUCCAUGCGUGUGUCUUCCAGCUGGUUUCUUCCCUUCAAGUUUUUUGACAGAUUAGUCUUCUAUUCUAUAUUCUCUUUACAUAUGCUACAUGCUCCACCGAUCUCUUCUUCCUUAAUUUGAACAUUAUAAUAUUGCUUAGUGAAGUGUAGAAGUUAUGAAACUCCCCAUCAAGCAAUCUUCUCCAUCAUCCUGUUGCUUCUGCUCUGUAAGGUCAAAAUAUUGUCCACAGCACUUUUGAAGUAACCCUCGCUUUAAACAUAUUUCAUUUAUCUAAGUAGCAUGCUACAUUCAAUGGAAAUGUACAAUACUUCCCACCAUGGUGGACGUUUAUAAAUAGCUGAUGCACUGCCCCAUUGUGUUCAUAUUCUCCAGCAUCUGAUGAUCUGGGAUUUUGUGGGCUUCAUUCAUUUGGCUCAGGAUAGAGAUUAAUUUUAGGCUUUGUAAUUAUGGUAAUGAAAAUUUGGUUUUUCCUGAAAUAUGAGAGGAAUUUCCUGCCUAACUGAACAAGCAAUACAGCUAAUGAUUUUUAAGGGCUUUGCUUCAUGGGUAAUAUGGUUAUGGCCGAAUGAUUAUCAUCUGAUUGCAGAUAUCUCAGGCAGAACUUUGUUAAGUAUUGUAAUAAUAAAUAGCAAAAGGAACAAUUAGAGUCAAAUAGUGCAAUUAAAACACAAGUAUUUUAGAUUCCAGGUUCUCAUAGCAACAAAUAACAAGAUGGCUGUCUUCUAGAAAGUUAGACCAUGUAGAUAUUAACUGGGGUUUCACAUCACCCAUACACUGUGAUGAUGGAAGCAGUAAGCUCUUCUGAAAUGUCAGUCAAUAUCUACCAGACUAAACAGUGCAGCAUCUCAGAAUACAGCCUUCUUCAUCUCCUAAUGUCUGGUUUGACACAGUUAUCUGAAUUUAAAUGGCAAAUUAAAGUGUGCAUUACGCGAGCUAAUAAGAAAAAUAAAUCGGGCCUUACACAUUGUUAAUAAUCAAUAAACCAAUGCAGAACCCCGACUUUACAUUUUACAUUUCACUGGAUUAGGUAUGAUGUUGCCCCAGCAGAAGGGAUUUUCCAAUAUUUCCUUUUUUAAUCUAGUAACGGGAGCUGGUCCAGUUUCCGAAACGUGAUUUUAUUUUUGUUUAGACAAUGAACAGAGUCCAAGAAAACAGUUUUGCCGAUUAUAAGCAUUUUUAUUUUAUUCUGUAUAGUAGCAUUUUACCGACUGAACCUUGAUAUACCAGUACGUCGACAUCAUUGUGACUUUAUGGAUAUAACGUUAGAUGUCACUUAAGUUGAGGGUCUCUUCUUUCCUAUACAAUUUUAACAUCGUCAAUCUCGCACAGAUUGCGGCUAAGUAGGUGGUCUGUAGUUGAUGUUAUAUAGUAAACAAAUGGGCCGCAGUGUGUAGUAAAUCUUGAAAAUAAUAGAAAGUAAAAUGUCUGGUGAGGAAGGAGCUGGUGGAAGUAGUGAAAAUAUGAACAAUACCAUCAGUCCAAGAAUAAUGGGUGCCCUUGAAUAUCCUGCAGCAGAAGACAGAAAUGUGACGGUACAGCCGAUACAGCCAAGGCAACCACAUAAUUUGCAGGAUUUACUUAGGUUCAGUGUUGAGGCAACCACAACAGGACACAGUAUUUCAAACCAAAAUGAUUCCGGGUUUGUACCUGGACCGAUGGAUGAGGAGAGGAAGACGUUUUUGGAAGAGACUCUAAAGUCAAUGACUGUUGAUGUAAUUAAGAUGUUGUUGGAGGCCAUUGAUGUCUUGAAGACUGCUGGAAACCUUGAGUUGGAAGAUGAUCCCACAGAAAGUGAAGAAGCACUAGAAAAGAUUGCUGCUUAUGUGGACAAUAUGGAUAUUGCUAAUGAUUUCCACAAGAUUGGAGGUUUCUGCAUAUUUCGUCCAUGCUUGAACUCUGCGCAUGGCAGUUUGCGUUGGAGAGCAGCAGCAAUUAUUGCUGAGUUGACUCAGAAUAAUCCAUAUUGUCAGGAAAGAGUUUUGGAAUCUGGUCUGUUACCAAUACUUCUUUCUCUUGUUGACGUUGAUCCCAAUCACCAGGUUCGGAUAAAGGCACUGUAUGCCCUUUCAUGUCUGAUUCGGGAAAAUGAUCACGCAUUGCAAGAAUUCAGCCAUCAAGAAGGGUACUCAGUUUUACUGCGAGCUAUGCAAAGUCAUGUGGAAAAAUUACAGAUCAAAUCAUCAUUUCUUCUUACUUAUAUAUGUAACCACCAGCCUGCAGUCAAAGAUGAAUUGUUUAAGAUGGGUUUUGUGGAGCAGCUGGUAGGGUUAGUUGGUCAGGGCUGCCAACCGGCUUUGGAGCACAUACUGUCAGCAUUACUAGCCCUAGUUACAGAUCACGCACCUUCUCUGAAUGAGUGUCGCCAGCCACGUUUACGGCUACUCUCAACUCUCCGUAAUUUGUUGGAGCAAAACCAAGGGCAGGAACAGCAACAGGAGGAACAUGAGUACACCAAGAACCUUUUAAGACUUGUUUUUAGUGGAGAAUCUGAAGAAGAAAGAUAAGAUACAUGUUAAUGUGGAUCAGGAGAGUGGAAACAUUACAGACUGGAAUGAAUUCUUAUUAUGAUAUGGAAAAUGGUCUCACCUGUAAUGGUAGGUUAGGUUGACUCAUCUGUACCGUCACUAUGGCAAGAGCAACUAAAUUGUUUGUAGAAGACAUGUACUUUAAGUAUUGUUCUCUUUUACAUCUACAGUGAUAAAACAGAAAAGAAGUGGUUGUCGUUUAUAAUUUUACUAAUUUCGGUAUUGGCAUGUUUUGUUUCAGUGUCUGUAUUGUUUUCUUUUGAUACUUUAUAAAUCUGCUCGACAGUGUUUUAAUGUCAUUUAA
Messenger RNA from Zootermopsis nevadensis, 3799 nucleotides. RefSeq names its product hsp70-binding protein 1. Lineage: Eukaryota; Metazoa; Arthropoda; Insecta; Blattodea; Termopsidae. Gene Ontology annotation, molecular function: adenyl-nucleotide exchange factor activity. The record is from RefSeq and is a predicted model, not a curated record. Gene Ontology annotation, cellular component: endoplasmic reticulum.